Molecule: messenger RNA, 2295 nt
Organism: Acomys russatus (golden spiny mouse)
Lineage: Eukaryota; Metazoa; Chordata; Mammalia; Rodentia; Muridae
Product: protocadherin gamma-B2-like
Exons: 4
Coding region: 1-2295 (764 amino acids)
Biological process (GO): homophilic cell-cell adhesion
Cellular component (GO): plasma membrane
Molecular function (GO): calcium ion binding
Source: RefSeq, a predicted model, not a curated record
AUGGAGACGUUUACUGCCACGUCUUGGGAAAUGAAGAUGACAGACAAAAUACUAGACCGAGAGAAGGUUCCGGAAUACAACGUCACCAUCGUAGCUACCGACAGGGGUAAGCCCCCGCUCUUCUCUAAGGAAAUCAUAAGUCUCCAUAUCUCAGAUGUCAACGACAAUGCUCCGGUUUUCCACCAGGCCUCCUACUUGGUCCACGUGGCUGAGAACAACCCACCUGGAACCUCCAUCGCUCAAGUCAGCGCCUCCGACCCGGAUUUGGGGUCCAAUGGUCAUGUGUCCUACUCUAUCAUAGCCAGCGACCUAGAGCCAAGGAUACUGUCGUCCUUUGUCUCAGUGAACCAGGACAGUGGAGUGCUGUUCGCCCAGCGCGCCUUCGACCAUGAACAGCUGCGCUCCUUCCAGCUAACACUGCAGGCUCGCGACCAGGGCUCUCCUGCGCUCAGCACCAACGUGAGCAUGCGCGUGCUGGUAGGUGACCGCAACGACAACGCGCCACGCGUGCUCUACCCCGCGCUCGAGCCCGAUGGCUCCGCGCUCUUCGACAUGGUGCCACGCGCCGCUGAGCCUGGAUACCUGGUCACCAAGGUAGUGGCGGUGGAUGCCGACUCAGGACACAAUGCCUGGCUGUCAUACCACGUGCUGCAGGCCAGCGAUCCUGGGCUCUUCAGCCUGGGGCUGCGCACAGGCGAGGUGCGCACAGCGCGUGCCUUGGGAGACAGGGACUCAGCAAGGCAGCGCCUUCUGGUCGCUGUGCGUGAUGGUGGACAGCCACCGCUCUCUGCUACAGCCACGCUGCACCUCAUCUUCGCUGACAGUCUGCAGGAGGUCCUGCCAGACCUCAGGGAUGACCCUCUGCCACCUGACCCCCAGAGUGAGCUGCAGUUUUACCUGGUGGUGGCCUUGGCCCUGAUAUCAGUGCUCUUCCUCCUGGCGGUGAUUCUGGCUAUUGCCCUGCGUCUGCGAGGCUCCCCUAGCUCAGCUGCCUGGGGCUGCUUUCAGCCUGCUCUCAGCUCCAACCCUGUGGCUGGAGUUCUCCCCAAUUACAGCGAGGGGACUUUGCCUUAUUCCUACAAUGUGUGCAUUGCUUCACAGUCAGCUAAAACAGAGUUUAAUUUUCUCAAUGUGACUCCGGAAGUGGCUCCUCAGGACCUCCUCUGUGACGAUGCCUCUUGGGUACCAGGUACUCUUGGAGACACUGAGGUUCCUUUUGUCUCAGAUUCUACCUCGAAGUCCUUUGACUAUGAGCACUUGAGAGACCUACAGCUACUGGUGACAGCCACGGACAGUGGGAACCCUCCACUCAGCAGCAACGUGUCACUGAGCUUGUUUGUGUUGGAUCAAAAUGACAACGUACCUGAGAUCCUGUACCCAGCUAUUCCUACUGAUGGUUCCACCGGUGUGGAACUGGCACCCCGCUCUGCAGAGCCUGGAUACUUGGUAACCAAAGUGGUGGCUGUGGACAAAGACUCAGGACAGAAUGCAUGGCUGUCCUACCGCCUGAUCAAGGCCAGUGAGCCAGGGCUUUUCUCAGUAGGGCUUCACACAGGGGAGGUGCGCACAGCAAGGGCUUUAUUGGAUAGAGAUUCUCUCAAGCAGAAUCUGAUGGUGGCUGUGCAGGACCACGGCCAGCCCCCUCUCUCUGCCACUGUCACACUCACUAUUGCUAUAGGAGAUAGCAUCCCAGAUGUACUGACUGACUUAGGUAGCAACAGCACCCCCACAGAGCCCCAACCAUCAGACCUCACACUCUACCUGGUCAUAUCUGUGGCAGUGGUGUCCUUUGUCUUUCUGGGAUUCGUUACUGUGCUCUUGGCCCUCAGAUUGAGGCACUGGCACAUGUCACGCCUGCUUCAGACUUCCACAGCCAGAUUGGCCAGGAUGCCCACCUCCCAUUUUGUGGGCAUGGAUGGGGUACAGGCUUACCUGCAAACCUAUUCUCAUGAAAUCUCCCUCACAACAGACUCCAAAAACAGCCACCUGAUCUUCCCCCAGCCCAAUUAUGCUGACAGGCUCAUUAGUGAAGAGAGCUGUGAAAAGAGUGAGCCUCUUCUGAUACCUGAUAAUAUACAUGCAAACAAGGAAGAGCCCGGAGAUGUUCAGCAAAAUUAUCUGAGAACCCUGAAUUUGUCUGAAUACCACAAAGAGAUAUCAGCCAAUAGAGAACCUGCCACAGAACAAGUGCUCCAAACUCCCAAAAUCGCCCAGUAUGGCAUGGAAAACAUCCCUAGACCUGGCCAUGGCAGAGCUGCAGCCUAUGGCAUUUCUUCUCUGAUGUGUUCUGCUUGA